Messenger RNA from Lontra canadensis (Northern American river otter), 620 nucleotides. It is a transcript of the gene REG4, whose product is annotated as regenerating family member 4. Gene Ontology annotation, molecular function: signaling receptor activity; mannan binding. Lineage: Eukaryota; Metazoa; Chordata; Mammalia; Carnivora; Mustelidae. The coding region runs from base 132 to 608 and encodes 158 amino acids. The record is from RefSeq and is a predicted model, not a curated record. The transcript is spliced from 6 exons.
CAAAGCCUUGAGGGCUGAUCAGAUUGCAGAUUCAAGCAAAUCCAGGAACUUCGAGGGAAAAGUCACACGGUCUCUGAGACCCUUACAGGAGAGGUUUCCGAAGCACUUCAGCUUCCCCGGAGAAGAGGAAGAUGACCCCCCAAAGCAUGCGUCUGUUCCUACUGCUGAGCUGUAUAGCCAGCACUGAAGUCCUGGGAGAAAUUCUCAUGAGACCCAGCUGUGCUCCUGGAUGGUUUUACUACAUGUCCAACUGCUACGGAUACUUCCGGAAGCUGAGGAGCUGGUCUGAGGCUGAGUUCGAGUGUCAGUCCUACGGAAACGGAGCCCACCUGGUGUCUCUCCAGAAUGCAAAGGAAGCCUCCGUGGUAGCGAACUACAUAAUUGGCUACCAAAGAAUCCAGCCCGUGUGGAUCGGCCUGCACGACCCAGAAAAGAGACAUCAGUGGCAGUGGAUUGAUGGAGCCUUGGAUACAUACCGGAGCUGGUCUGGAGCAUUCCAGCGUGGGAAGAAGUACUGUGCAGAGAUGAGCUCCAAGACCGAUUUUUUGACCUGGGAGAGCAAUGAAUGCAGCAACCGCCAGCACUUCGUGUGCAAAUACCGGCCAUAGAAUGAGCUUCGA